This is a messenger RNA of Ilex paraguariensis (yerba mate), 210 nucleotides long. The record is from the annotation of a GenBank genome assembly. Lineage: Eukaryota; Viridiplantae; Streptophyta; Magnoliopsida; Aquifoliales; Aquifoliaceae.
AUGGGGAAGUAUCUGGAAAUUUUGGAUGUUGGGGUGAGAAUUGCAGCAAGAUUUCAUUCUCACUGUCCUCAAACGGCACGGUUGUACUACCACCCUCCGGCUAACCACGAUGACAACCACCAGCAGCAGGACGGCCCACAUGGCGGCUUCUUUGGUGGCAAAGCCGCCGGUGACGUAUCCGGUAGGGUUGGUGGUUUUGGGUCCAAAAAG